This is a messenger RNA of Dreissena polymorpha, 4453 nucleotides long. RefSeq lists its product as uncharacterized. The record is from RefSeq and is a predicted model, not a curated record. NCBI's taxonomy places the organism in Eukaryota, Metazoa, Mollusca, Bivalvia, Myida, Dreissenidae. Bases 62 to 1084 code for a protein of 340 amino acids. The transcript is spliced from 7 exons.
GUCAAUAUCGCUCUAGAUCUUAACCUGACACGUGUGCGUCUAACUUAACAUUCUGCAAAGGAUGUCCUCGGACGAAGCUUUAAGAAAUGGUGUCCGAGCAAAUCUGAAAGCCUGGAUUGAGAAGUUGCGAUGUGGUUGGGAUCUUGAAAAGCAGGCAUUCUUCAAGAAAAAGUUCAUCCAGAGACUGAGGGAGUCUCCAGUAGCCAUAGAAACAGAUAAAGCCAAUGAGCAACAUUAUGAGGUCCCAACAGAGUUUUUCUUGACUGUUCUUGGCAAGAGGCUGAAGUACAGUGGUUGUGACUGGCCAGACGGUUGUUCAUCACUGGAACAAGCUGAAGACAUAUCACUAAAACUUAUAUGUGAACGAGCUGGCAUACAAGACGGGCAAUCAGUUUUAGACCUGGGCUGUGGAUGGGGCUCUCUGUCCUUGUAUAUCUGCGAGAAGUUCCCGAGAUGUCAAGUGACCUGCGUGUCCAACUCCAAUACGCAGCGGGCCCUUAUUCAGCAGAGGGCACAGGAGAGAGGCUUCCAGGGCCGCCUUGAAUGCAUCACGGCUGAUGCCAACGUCUUCUACACGGCUAAUCGAUUUGAUAGGAUUUGCUCCAUCGAAAUGUUUGAGCACAUGAAGAACUAUGAGGUGCUGAUGCAGAGGGUCUCCUCAUGGCUCAAGCCAGCAGGAAAGCUGUUCAUACAGGUCCUAUGCCACAGUCGCUUCCCAUACGCCUUUGACACGAAGCCAGGCUCUGACACGGAGUGGAUGGCAAAGAACUUCUUUACGGGUGGUACCAUGCCCUCUGUGGACUUGUAUCUAUAUUUUCAGAAUGGCGUGCGGAUUGAAGACUACUGGAUUAUUAAUGGCAAGCACUACAGUCGGACACUUGAGGCUUGGCUUACACGAUUAGACGAAAACCGGGACAAAGUAAUGGAUGUUCUACGCAAGGCAUAUGGUGAAGACGCAGACCAACAAAUGUUUAACUGGAGGCUUUUCUUCAUUUUCUGCUCGGAAGUGUUCGGAUACGACGGUGGAAAUGAGUGGAUUGUAUCGCAGCAUUUGUUCAAGAAAAAUCAGUUGAGUUCUUUGUAAAAAAACAACGCAGGAAGCAAGCUGAAUCCACCAGAAAUCACCAUCGUAUAUCCUUUAUUUAGCAAAUAUUGCUAUUUGUUAGUCUGUCACACACUAAACUGCUUUCGUUUGAUUAUCAAUUUAAUUUCGCGUAGGUUAUACUGCACACUUAAACUUUAAAUAGUUGCAGAAGUUAAUUUUGUGAAUGUAAUUAUAUUCACCCCUUUAUGGUUCAUAACUUUAAAUGUUUACUUUUUAAUCAGUAAAAUGUAUUGUUAGUCAGCUUCUUUGAAAGUGACCGCCAUGUUAAGUUCAGGCGCGAACUAUUUUUCGUCUGUAAGCUAGGUCUCGACAUCUGAUCAGUAUUAACAUUUUUGUUUUUUAAACCCCCACAAACGAAGUUUAGGGGGGUAUAUAGGAGUGAACUUGUCUGUCGGUCGGUCUGUCGGUCCGUAAUAAAUGUCCGCUCUCUAAUUCAAGUAGUUUUCAUCCGAUCUUCACCAAACUUGGUCAGAAGUUGUAUCUACAUGAUGUCUAGGCCAAUUUCGAACAUGGGCCUUGCCGGGUCAAAAACUAGGUCAAAGGGUCAUUUAGUGCGUUUUAAACAUUCAGCAUGUUGUUCUCUCUUCUUCAAGUAGUUUUCAUCUGAUCUUCACCAAACUUGGUCAGAAGUUUUAUCUAGAUGAUCAGUGCUCACUCUGGCCUUCAGAAAAUAAUAGCCAUAAUUUUUUUCCUUAAAAAAAUAAUAGCCAAAACAUAUGCGGACUUUUCCGCAAAACGGUACUGAAGGCAAAAAAAAAAAGAAAAACAAUGAAUCUCAUUUUAUCUAUGUUUUAUGAAAUGUAUAUCUAUUGGUUUUAAGUUAUAAUUUAAAUAUAUACUUAAAAACAAGCAUAAUAUCAGUGUGUCAUUUUCUUAUAAAAUAUUAUCAUGGCUUUACAAUAAAGAAUACAUUCAAUGUUGUGGGUGUGACUUAACAAACCAGAUCUAAGCUCCAGUUACAUACACAUAAGAAUUAAGGGCAGAGGCCCCAACCCACCCAGAGCCCUGGGCUAUACUAUUUUUUAUAGUUUUUCCAAUUGCAAUUUUUGGUGAAUACAACUCGAAAUAUUAUCAACCACACCUUCCGUAUCACCGCAUGUGUAUUCGUCAUUCUAUUUUUGCUAUUAUGAACUUCGAAAAUAAAUCAUAAUCGACGAAAAAAUACAGAAUCCGAAAACGGUAAUCCGAAAAAUUGUACGCGUUUUGCACAUGAAAUAUGCAUAAUAUAAAAUAUUAAUAUGCAUAAUCUAAAAUGUGCAUAUCGUUCGACUACUUUAUCUCUUUAUACGACGUUUGCCAUCGGCCGCAAUAUUGUAGGCAGAGGCCAAUAUCAAUUGUAAAUGAUUUAUUCCAUCAAUUAACGUCACAGCGCGUGAGUUAAAAUACACCACCUCAGUGUAAUUCCAAACACGUGUUUGCUGGCCAUGGAAUAUGCCGGGUCCCUUUGAAUUGGAAAAACCAGGUUACCUGGUUAAAAAUUGAAAUCAUUAUGUUAAAGCAGACGACAACAGCGGUAAUUACGGGGAUAAUUAGUUGAUGGCGAUUAAAUAAUUAUUUCAUCAAGCAAUGUUCAGCGUAAUCUAAUUGCAGAAAAAACGGCGUGAAAAACUAAACCAGCCGACAAUAUAAGCGGCGAUUUCAUGACGAUUAAAUAAUAAUUGGCGAAAAUUUAUCAAAGAUCUAACAGUUACCGAUAAUUGGUAAAGCAAGGGGAGAUUAAAAACGUUUUUUCCGAAAUAUAUCACUGCUGUCGGACACUGAUUGAGAAAAACGCUCCAGGCCACAAUGUCGCAAAAGUUAUUGACGCGUGUAUGACAAUACACAGGGUCGAGUGUGUACACAGGUAAUCUCGUUUAUCGAUUUUCCUGCUUGAUGGACCGAUUUGCAGGCGUUUCGCAUUCGCCGGACAACAUUAAGAGGCAAUUUGUUUUUUGAUGUAGGAGGAUAAAAUAAUCGCCAUUUUUUCUAGACAAUUUUAAGAAAUAAUAGCCAGUUGGAUAAAAUAAUCGCCAUUGGCGAUAAUGUCUGGCAGCAGCGUGAGCACUGGAUGAUCUGAAGGCCAUGUUCGAACAUGGGCCAGGCCAGAUCAAAAACAAGGUCACAGGGUCACUUAGUACGUUUUACACAUUGAGCAUAGUGUCCGCUCUCUAUUUCAAGUAGUUUAAAUCUGAUCUUCACCACACUUGGUCAGAAGUUGUAACUAGAUGAUGUGUAGGUCAAGUUCGAACAUGGGCCAUGCCGGGUCAAAAAUAGGUCACGGGGUCACUUAGUGUUUUAAACCUCACCAUGUUGUCCGCUCUAUAAUUCAAGUAGUUUAUAUCCAAUCUUCACCAAAAUUGGUCUGAAGUUGUAUCUUGAUAAUGUCUAGGGCAAGUUUGAAUAUGGGUCAUGCCGGGUCAAAAACAAGGUCACGGGGUCACUUAGUGCGUUUUAAACAUCACAAUGUUGUCCGCUCUCUAAUUCAAGUAGUUUUCAUCCAAUCUUCACCAAACUUGGUCAGAAGUUGUAUCUUGAUGAUGUCUAAGUCAAGUUUGAAUAUGGGUCAUGCCGGGUCAAAAACUAGGUCACGGUGUAUCUUUGUGCGUUUUAAACCUCACCAUGUUGUCCGCUCUCUAAUUCAAGUAGUUUUCAUCCUCACCAAACUUGGUCACAAGUUUUAUGUAAAUGAUUUCUAGGACAAGUUUGAACAUGGGCCAUUUCGGGCCUAAAACUAGGUCAGGGAGUCACUAAGUGCGUUUUUAACAUUCAGCAUGGUAUCCACUCUCUAAUUCAAGUAGUUUACAUCCGAUCUUCACCAAACUUGGUCAGAAGUUUUAUGGAGAUGAUCUUAAGGCCAACUUAGAAUAUGGGCCUUUCUGGGUCAAAAACUAGGUCAAGGGGUCACUUAGUGCGUUUUAAAAACUGAGCAUGAUGUCUGCUGUUUUUUUGUGAAGACAUGCAAAAUAUUAUGUGUCAAUGCGGCAUGUGGGGGUAUUCGUCACGUCUGUGACAAAGCUCUAGUUAUAAUUUAACAGUAAUCCUUUGAGAGUAUUUGGAUGUUUCGCCGAGAUACAGCCUAGUCAUUUGUUGCAUUAUAGAAAGGUUAAUUUUUUUAAUUUGUUAUUUCUCAUGAGGCGGAGUUUUUUACUGGCUCACCUAUUCACACGCCUUACCAUUUGUUAAGUUCGGCAAUUGUUUCAAAUAUCUAUGUUCAGCUGAUUAUUUGUAAAUACUGCUUUUCGUUAAAGCUGUUCAGUUGACCAAAGACCUGUAUAUGAUGUGUUGAGUUUAGAAUUAUUUGACCAAAGAGCUGUAUAUGAGGUGUUGAGUUUAGAUUAUUAUAUAACAGUAUUAAAUUGUUGAAACUUU